Macrosteles quadrilineatus (aster leafhopper) is the source of this 1740-nucleotide messenger RNA. RefSeq lists its product as uncharacterized. Lineage: Eukaryota; Metazoa; Arthropoda; Insecta; Hemiptera; Cicadellidae. The transcript is spliced from 12 exons. The record is from RefSeq and is a predicted model, not a curated record. The coding region runs from base 79 to 819 and encodes 246 amino acids.
UUAAAUUUAGGCCUUGAACGUAUAAUUUCAACUGGCAUAAAUUUACGCCCAGUUCAGUCCAGUUCCACUGACUUCAACAUGAAGACCCUUCAUCAUGUUUUCGAGAUAUGCGUGCUGACAUUUCUAGCAUGGGAGGCCACUGCAAAGAAAAAUAUGGAAACCAUUAAAUUUGAGAAUCAAGUUUCGGUGGUACCCACCAACUCAGAAACUAGGAGAACGAGGGAAAGGAUGAUAAAGUUUAAACCCAUGAAAUUUGAGAAUCAAGUUUCGGCGGCAUACACCGUCUCAGAAACUAAGAAAGUGAGCGAAUGGAAUAUUGAAGUGGAUACAGUGAAAUCAAUAUAUGACUUUGAAAACAGGCAUUUUCUAUACGAAGGCAAUCAACUUGUUAUUUUCUACGUCAACAAUAAAAUCGACGCACGAGAACUCGAUGUUCAAAUGUACAAGGUUGACGCUGCGAGGGAGUUUGCAAGAUUUCAUGUUAAAAACGGAUUGUACCUAAUUGUUCCCAAAAAUAUAAUUACUGAAGAUUUCAGAGUAAGAUACAACAUACAAUUCAAGAAUUAUCUUUGGUUUGACUUGAAAGAUAAGUACAUAUACGUCGAUGUUACUGACAAAUCUACAUACGAAAACAGAUAUGAAAACUACCCAGAUAGACGUAUUUACACUUUGUUUCACAACUACCAGCCAGACUGCAAGACAACAAAAGAAUAUGGUUGCCUGGAGGCAAUAAAAGCACAUUUUUUUGGGUUGUUCCAUCUAUAUCGUAUUCAACCAGCUACAUCACAGUCCUGUUCCAAGACUUCAUCGUCAGGAUGAUACUCUAACUCAGCAUCACGAUUGUGAAUUCUUUAAUGACAGUGAAGCUGCACUGAAGAGGAUCUUCUCCAACUGAGGGUGGAUACCUGCCCUUCUUCUAGUUUCUGCGCUGUAUUGUGUGUCAGGGGGCGAAAGCAGAGUACUGGGGAUAAAUUUGUGUUAAUUUAUCAAUUACUUUUCCUCCACUACCACAUGAUCUUCUCCUAGUUUCUUUAUUGAAGCCAUAAUUUUAUUCUAGUCCAAUAUUGUCACCCUUUAAUACUGUCUUGUUAUUGCUAUUUUUUCUUAUGGAAAUUUAUAUUUUCGCUGUUAAGUGUUCAAUUUAUAUUUGAUAUACUUUCAUCUCGAUUCCUGUUCAUAUCAAUAUUGUUUAAAUUUACUAUCAUAGCAAUCUGGUCAAUAUUAUUGUGCACUGUUCAUACAGUAUUGUUAUUGUUAAAUUUUUAUAAUUUAUAUUUGUACUGUUAAGUUUUCACAUUUUAGCGAAAUUCCCAUAUAGGGAAUAACCUAUUACCUAUAGGUUUCAUGGUACAUGGAAUUUCAUGGUUUCAUGGUAGAUCUGGGACCGAUUUAUUUUGAGGUCCCUAGAGGCCAAAAACACCAUCCGUUCAAAUUUAGAUAUAUAUCCGUAAGCACGAUAACUCGAGCAAAAAUUAUCCGAUUUUGAUGAAAUUUUAUACAAACGUGCAACAAACGGGGUUCUUUUAGGGGUAAAAAUUGAUUUUUCCUAUUUUGACCCUAAAAACACAAUUCCAUAAUUUCUCUCCAAACUAUUUUGUAAAGCUUAAGAAAAUAAAUAAUUUUGUAUGUUGAAGUGUUGUUGUAUACCCAAUGGUUAAGGAGAUAAUUUACAAAAUUGUAAACUUAAAAUUCCCAUGUUAUUCUUAUGGAGAACUAAUAAACUAUUUCUAAACGAAAUGG